AUGCAGCAUCAAGACUCGACCCCGACCGGACCCAGCGGCCCCCGCCUACAGACCGGCUUCUCCAAGCACUCCGUGAACGGCAGCCAUACGGGCUUCUCCCACGGUGCAUUCCACACCAACCAGCCAUCCCUAGGAGGCUACUCGGACCGACACCCUGAGCGAUCAAACAUCCCCAGCAUCAACACGGGACGAUUAGGACAAAACAACCAAAAUGGCAACGACAUGCAAACGCCUGGGACCGCAUUCGAUAUGAACUUCACCCCACUACUUCCAUCACAGCUUCUUUUGGGCAGCCCAUUUCAGCCCGGUUCUCCGUCUGCCUUCGCUUCACCACAGUUCCAAGGGUUCUCGAAUUUUACCGGCCAGAACCAGAACUCGCAGCAACAACAAAACCAGCAGAAUCAAAUGGGUAGUCCCAUGCAGAUGCAUCAGCCUCUUUCACCCCAACUCUAUCAGAACCUAGUAUCACCGACUGGAAUGAACGCCCCGCAAUUCUUCGGAGGACCGCAAUCACCGACAACUGGCUUUGGCAUGGGCGGUCAACAGAUGGGAUUUGGAGGACAGAUGCACAUGGCCCCUGGAUUGGUUUCUGGGACCAGUCGCACUGUUUAUCUUGGCAACAUUCCCCCCGAGACAUCUGCGGAGGAAAUACUUGGUCAUGUUCGGAGUGGUCAGAUUGAGUCCGUGAGGUUGCUCCCGGACAAGAACUGUGCAUUCAUAUCCUUCUUGGACAGCAGCUCUGCAACGCACUUCCACUCUGAUGCAAUCUUGAAAAAGUUGUCCAUCAGAGCUCAGGAUAUCAAGAUUGGUUGGGGUAAGCCCUCUCAAGUGCCUACAUCUGUUGCCCUAGCCGUGCAGCAGUCUGGCGCCUCGCGCAAUGUCUACCUUGGAAAUCUUCCAGAGGACGUAAGCGAGGAUGAGCUCCGUGAGGAUCUUGGUAAAUUUGGACCUAUCGAUACCGUCAAAAUUGUACGGGAAAAGGCUAUUGGAUUUGUCCAUUUCCUGUCAAUCGGCAAUGCUAUUAAGGCUGUUGCGCAACUCCCACAAGAGCCAAAGUGGCAAGCCCCGCGACGUGUCUACUACGGCAAGGAUAGGUGCGCGUAUGUUUCGAAGACUCAGCAGCAGAACGCUGCGCAAUACCUCGGAAUUGCCCCAGGAUAUGCGCACGUGUUGAACGGUGCCGAUCGGGACCUGAUCUCGAACGCUCUUGCACAACAGUCUGUGGCAGCGGCUGCUGUUGCAACCUCUGCUGGUGGAGUUAACAACUUGGGUAAUCGGACCGUGUAUCUCGGAAAUAUCCACCCCGAGACGACGAUUGAGGAAAUCUGCAACGUAGUCCGUGGUGGGCUUUUGCAUCACAUCCGCUAUAUCCCAGAUAAGCAUAUCUGCUUCGUUACAUUCAUCGACCCGACAUCAGCAGCUUCAUUCUACGCCCUGAGCAACCUUCAAGGCUUGAUGAUCCACAAUCGGCGCCUGAAGAUUGGAUGGGGCAAACAUUCUGGUGCGCUGCCUCCUGCAAUUGCCCUGGCCGUCAGUGGUGGCGCUUCCCGAAACGUGUACAUCGGCAACCUGGACGAGUCGUGGAGUGAGGAGCGCUUGAGGCAGGACUUCUCUGAGUAUGGCGAAAUUGAGCUUGUGAACGCCCUUCGCGAGAAGAGCUGUGCAUUCGUCAACUUCACGAACAUCGCCAACGCGAUCAAGGCGAUCGAGGCUGUUCGUGGACGCGAGGAGUAUAAGAGGUUCAAGGUUAACUUCGGCAAAGAUCGAUGUGGCAACCCGCCACGCCAGAUAAAUGCCAACCAAAACCAACAGAACCAGCCUGCUGGAAGCCAUGAUGGUAUGCAAUCACCAUCCCCAAUCAACGGACUCCAGCCUACUCGUAGCCAAGCUGGACCUUCCGUCUCACCGACUGGCUCUGGAGCCCCAGGAUCGGCUGGUGCGAGCUCGAACGGCCAAUACCAGGGAAUGCAAGGCCAAGCGCCUGCGAAUAUUCUGAACGCUGGUGGCAACAACCCCUUGAUGAUGUAUCUUCAACAAGCGCAACAGAAUCAGCAGCAGCAAGUGCAACAAGAGCAAGUCAAUCUCCAACAGCAACAGCAGCAACAGCAGCAGGCCUUCGCCUCUCAACAAGCUGCAUUCUACGGAGCUGACAUGAAUUCUGGUCCUCCACAACAUCAAUCACACACCGCCCACAAUAGCACCUCCAGCUUCAGCCUUGUGAAUGGUGGUUCAUCGAAUGGCAACGGCUCGACCACUGUGGGAGGUCUCCUUGCGCCUUCAAACCUCAACGCCCGCGCUCAACACGCACGCGCCGUGAGUUUACCCGUGUUUUCUCAAGGGCCAUUCGCACAGCCUCUGCAGCAAUCUCAAGGCCCUCAGCAACAGCAACAACAACAACAACAGCAAAACGCGUUUGGUAGCCUGAGUUCCGGAAUCGGUGGAUUCGGCAGCGGUAACGGCGGCUACGGCCUCGCGAUCCAGGGCGACGGUGGACUCCCCGGCUGGGCUGAAGAAGAGAUCGGGGCGCAGUAG
Molecule: messenger RNA, 2532 nt
Organism: Mytilinidion resinicola
Lineage: Eukaryota; Fungi; Ascomycota; Dothideomycetes; Mytilinidiales; Mytilinidiaceae
Exons: 1
Coding region: 1-2532 (843 amino acids)
Biological process (GO): mRNA splicing, via spliceosome
Cellular component (GO): cytoplasmic stress granule
Molecular function (GO): mRNA binding
Source: RefSeq, a predicted model, not a curated record